Messenger RNA from Conger conger (European conger), 2113 nucleotides. RefSeq names its product fibrinogen gamma chain (gene fgg). Gene Ontology annotation, molecular function: signaling receptor binding. Gene Ontology annotation, cellular component: fibrinogen complex. The record is from RefSeq and is a predicted model, not a curated record. Gene Ontology annotation, biological process: blood coagulation; protein polymerization; platelet activation. The transcript is spliced from 9 exons. Bases 57 to 1343 code for a protein of 428 amino acids. NCBI's taxonomy places the organism in Eukaryota, Metazoa, Chordata, Actinopteri, Anguilliformes, Congridae.
AACCCAGCUGGGGUGCUUCACUUUUUGCAGGACAAACAGUAGGCUGGCAGAGAGACAUGGCAUUGAUACAUGUAGCAUGCUUUCUAAUUCUGUGCUCCAUCUCUUCAGCACAAUUUAGAGGUGAUUCUGAUGGGGUCUGUGCCCCAGAUGACGGAUUUGGUAAAUACUGCCCAACAACAUGUGGAGUGGCAGAUUACCUGCAAAAAUAUAAACCCAGCAUGGACAAAGAGCUUGAUGAAAUGGAAUAUUUAUUAGAGGAAAUAUCUAAUCUGACAAAGGGAGCCCAGGACAAAGUGACCUACAUGAGAGAUUCUGCUACCCAGGCACAAAAGUCUAAUCCCCCAGAUUAUUAUAUAAAAAGGUCAUCGAACAUGUUGGAUGACAUUCUAAGAUUUGAAAGGAGUAUCAUUGAGCAGGAAUCAAAAAUAUAUGAACUUGAAAGAAUGCUUGGGACCAACGAGAAGCAAAUGCUGCAGCUCAAACAACUGUCACUGCAGCUAGAACAGAAGUGCCAGCAGCCCUGCCAAGACACCAUUAAGAUUGAGCCUACUACAGGCAAAGAUUGUCAAGACAUAGCCAACAAAGGUGCUAGAACCAGUGGCCUGUACUUCGUGAAGCCCAUGAAAGCCACACAACAGUUCCUGGUCUACUGUGAUAUCGACAGCACCGGAAGUGGCUGGACUGUGCUGCAGAGGAGGCGUGAUGGAACCCUGGACUUCUCCAAAAACUGGAUCCAGUACAAGGAGGGCUUCGGCUACCUGUCUCCAGAUGACACCACAGAGUUCUGGAUUGGUAACGAGAAGAUACACCUCCUGUCCACCCAGUCUACCAUUCCAUACAUUCUGAGGAUUGAGAUGACCGACUGGGAAGGAGCUAAAAAGCAUGCCGAUUACGCCAUGUUUAAAGUGGGCCCUGAGGUUGACAUGUACCGACUGACUUACGCCUACUAUUAUGGGGGAGAUGCUGGUGAUGCCUUUGACGGAUUUGACUUUGGAGAUCCGAGCGACAAGUUCUUCACUUCCCAUAAUGGAAUGCAAUUUAGCACUGCUGACAAGGACAACGACAGGUACGAGGGCAACUGUGCCAAGCAGGACAGGUCUGGCUGGUGGAUGAACCGGUGCCACGCUGCACAUCUCAACGGCAGAUAUUACAAAGAUGGGAAGUACACGGAGAAGGACGCUGGUGAGAAUGGCUUUGACAACGGCAUCAUCUGGGCAACAUGGCACAGCCGCUGGUACUCCAUGAAAGAGACCACCAUGAAAAUGAUCCCCAUUAAUCGCAUGACCACAGGUGGUGAUCAGCAGACUGGCGUCAAGCAGUUUGGUGGUCUUGGAGACAUAUAAAUGAAAUAUUUGCUAAUAUUUCAUUGUGCAAAUAACUGUUUUUUUGUGUUUGCUGUCUACAGUCAAACAUCAUGUUUGUCACCCAAGGACAGUAAUAUCUUUGGUCUUCUGUUCACUUUGACUCAUCUUGGCUAUUUGUACAUUUCCCCCAAUACAUUUCUAAGUAUAACCACUAUUUCUAAAGUCCACAUUAAUGCAGCAUGGCUUAAUGUCUCUGCUGAACUUCAGUGAUGAGGACUGAAUAUUAUGCACAGAAAGGAACAACAUUUUUGGUUUUCUUUUUACUGCUACAAAUAAAAAGUUACGGUUGACUGUUUUUCUAAUUCCUGUACAAUUCUUCAAGAGGGAAAACAUAGGAAACAAAUCCAGCAGAUUUGAUAUAAAAAAAAGAAAUAUCAAGGUAUGUAUAACUAGAAAAAUACAAUCUCACACCUCACUGGAAUUCAUUCUGUGACAGAAAUUAGGAAUGAGAGAAUGAUAUUAGGCUAUAGUUAGAAAGCCAUUGAGUAUUCAGGAAUCUCAAAUAUUUCCCAGUAAUUAUACAUUUAAAUGUAAGUAAUAUGAAAAAAUAUAUAUUUCUAUGAUUUAUAAUUUCAUGAAAAACAAUGUAGCUUUUUUCCCCAAUCAUGACCAUGACACUAAGUAGGCUUCAACCUCCUAAGACACUGGGUCUGGUCUCUGUAUCAAGAACCUUAUGUUCUACUAUGUUCUACUAUGCUGUAACCAACACUACAAGGGACAUUCUAUAAAAUAAAAUGAAAUAAAAAAUC